GGCUACGUACUGUAAUUGCAGAUGAACCAACCGGGAAGUGUCUCGUGAUCCGCUGCUGAAGAUGUUUACAUUUAGUUUAACGCUCAUAAGACAUGGGGAAACACAGUACAACAGGGAAAAGCUCCUGCAAGGUCAAGGUGUGGACACUCCCCUGUCUGAGACAGGUCUGCAGCAGGGUGAAGCAGUAGGACAAUACCUCAAAGACAUCACAUUCAACAAUGUGUUUGCCAGUAAUUUACAACGGGCUGUACAGACAGCUGAAAUAAUUCUGAGGAACAACACUCACUGUUCUGGCAUGGAGAUGGUUUUGGAGCCGUUACUCAGAGAGAGGGGUUUUGGUAUUGCUGAAGGACGUCCAAAAGAGGAUCUGAAGAACAUGGCCAAUGCUGCCGGCCAGUCAUGCCGUGACUACACACCACCAGGAGGAGAGACUUUAGACCAGGUGAAGCUGCGAUUCAAAAAAUUCCUCAAAGUCCUUUUCAAGCGAAUGUUGGAUGAACACGGCUCGUCAGGGCCGGAUGACUCUACAGGAGCGUCACCAUCCGGAGACGCUGCAAAUGAGACGGCAGCAGCUGCCUCGGACGUCACCUCUGGUGGUUUGGCUGAUGAUGGUCUGCAGGGACUGUCAGUCCACGCUCUGGUCGUGAGCCACGGCGCCUACAUCCGUGUAGCCAUCAGGCACCUUGUAGAGGACUUAAAGUGCUCUCUGCCUCCAGGGGUGAAGAUGUCCCACCUUUUUUCCCCCUGUCCAAACACCGGCAUCAGUCGCUUUAUUCUCACUCUGAGCCAGUCCGAGUCCGGCCCGGUCCUCUCUGCUGCUCGAUGUGUUUUCACCAACAGAAAGGACCACCUGGAAAACCUCACAGCUGUUGAAUAGUAGAGGAAAACCUUUUAUGUGUGCAGGGUCUGUACUGUCUGUGCAGAUACACAGUAUAUCUGACGUAUAAAAAAACAGCCACAAACACUAAAGGGAAAUAAAAGGCAAAAAAACCUCAAAGUUACCACAGGUGACUAAAUUCAACAAUGCACAGGGUAAAUUAUGUUUUGUCAGUAAUUAAUAGUGUUUUCCUGUGGAUCAAUAGUCAAAAUAGUUGUGCAGUACAGUAUUAUCAAACCAUUCCAUCAUCCCUCCAACUGUAGGCCAGUAAGGACUUAUGUGUCAUACUACACAUUUAAUAUGAUUCAUUUUAUUGCCUCUUUUAUCAUGUUAUACCAAAGUCAGACUAUUUAUUGUAUUGUUGAACAUUGUUGGUGAGUGUGGCAUUUUCAAGUUGAUGCAUCUCCUGUGUUGCUGUAGAGCUGCUCAUUUUACUUGUGCAAUAUAAGAUGACAAGACUGAAUCUUUGUUGAGUUUCUGUUUAACAAAAAAGUCUCAUGCAUACUUAUAAAUAUAAACAGCUACAUCAUUAAAAUUCUGCCUAUAUGCUAAUAAAUCAGUAAUAACAUUACAGUAAAAUUAUAUAUAGCAAUCUAACUCCUAAAGAGGCCAUUCUGCUGCAUUAAGAGUACUUUUACUUCUGAUACCUAUAUGUUUUGCUGACACAACUGUUGCAUUUUUAACUAAAGUAAGGGUUUGAAAGCAGGGCUUUUCCUUUUAAGGAAGGAUUAUUAAUCUGUGUUACUAGAUGUGAAUACUUCUUCCACCACUGCUAGUAACCAGGUGCAAGCAAACACACACAAUCCACACUGGUAUCCCUGAUCUGAAAGGCUCUCAGAGUGUGAUGGAUCUUAUCUUUAAGAACUGAUACGGAUCAUUUUUCUCAUCCUGAGUGAGUGGGAAAAGUUUGAGCACCUCUGGGCUCUGUACAACUGUCACCUCUGAGCUGUGCAGAGCGUUAACAGGUUUGAGAGACGUGCAUUCAUCCUCACAGAGCAGUAGUACAGCAUCUUGCUGAAGCAUCUUAGAAAGUCUUAACAGCUGCUCUUAAAGCAGUCAGUUUGACAUGUUGGGAAAUACUCCCAUUUGCUUUCUUAUAGUAGGGCUAAAUUAUCAAGUGAGCAACUACUGAGGAGCCCAAAAGUCUCUGGUUUACUCCGUAUUAUUUGGGUCUAUAUAAUCUGAUAGAAAUUUGCACCACUGAAGUUAAAUAUCGACUAUGACGGGUCUUCUGUCCUCUAUCUCGUAACUGUGUCUUAUGAAGGGACUCAGUCAAAAUCUAGUUUAAUACCUUAAAUGUUGUAGUUAUUUAAUGCAAACUGCUUCCAGCCUCAGGCAAGUUGCAAUUAUUACAUCAUACAAGUACUAUUAAGGCUGCAACCAAUAAUUUGCAUUAUCAGUAGGUGUGAAAAUUAUUUUUUUAAUAACUUAUUAAUUUUGUAGUCUAUAAAAUGACAGAAAACAGUGGCAGAAUGCCCAUCAUAAAUCUCAAAGCCCAAGAUAACACAUUCAGCUUGCUUUAAUAUCAAAUCAACAGUUGAAAACCCAAAUAUGGUGAAUUUGCUAUCAUAGAAAAUUAGGGAAACUUGCAAACUUUCACAUUUAAGAAGCUAGCUCCAAUAAAUGUUUUACAUUUUUGCUAAACAAGGGACUUAAACAAUAAAUCAGUUAUAGCUGUUGCCAAUCUGGCUAAGUCUACAUCUGUAUCUAUAAUAAAAUCACCCCAAAAACACCUCUAAAGUUCAGAGAUUAUCACGUUAAAUAUAGUUUGAUAUGUAAAAAUAAUGUGUCAUGUUUCAGCGGGGUUAUGUUGCCUGUGUUGUGCUGUAUUCUGUGACUGGACUAUUUCUUGGCUGGGAACAGUAUAAGUCCUGGAAUCUCUAGUGCAAUGGGGGAAAUGUCAAACUAUUCCGUCAAAGGUUAAUGAACGACAAUGACCAAUUUGGCAGUUAGAGAAAGUACAAAGGGCACUAAAGUGUAUUUUUAGGUGACACGACUGGGAUGUAGCUCAUGUACCUGUUUGCUAAUUAAGCGGAGGAGGUGUAAAAGUGCAGGAUAUUCAGCUAAUGAGUGGAACUCCACAGUAACUGGGUCAAUGUUAAACCUGCUUACACAUUCAUGACUUCCUUUUCGCAUAGUACAUGUUGUCUUUAUCAAAUGACACAGCACACGGGGUGUUAAAGCACCAGGGUUUAAAGACUCCACAAGCACACAAGCCUAGGUUUGCAUAAAAUAACACACAACACAGACCAUGUUUCCUUUAUGAGUUUAUUUUGUCCCAAAUUCAAGCAACACUCCAUCCACAACUUCUACUCAUACAUUCAAAGACAAACCAUGUUUUCUUAUAUGUACAUUUAAAUGUAAUUAAAACUUGUAAAAGCAUUCGUAUAAAUACCAUAAAUAACACUAAAGGAAUGGUUUUAAAUAAAUAAAUACUCUUUG
Messenger RNA from Seriola aureovittata, 3319 nucleotides. It is a transcript of the gene tigarb, whose product is annotated as TP53 induced glycolysis regulatory phosphatase b. The transcript is spliced from 6 exons. Lineage: Eukaryota; Metazoa; Chordata; Actinopteri; Carangiformes; Carangidae. Gene Ontology annotation, molecular function: fructose-2,6-bisphosphate 2-phosphatase activity. The record is from RefSeq and is a predicted model, not a curated record. The coding region runs from base 62 to 877 and encodes 271 amino acids. Gene Ontology annotation, cellular component: cytosol. Gene Ontology annotation, biological process: fructose 2,6-bisphosphate metabolic process; positive regulation of DNA repair; regulation of pentose-phosphate shunt.